AUGGAGGUCCAAAACGAAGUUAGCCAAAACCCAGGCGCACAUUUUAAGAAAAAAAAAAAAAAAAAGCGCGAGAGGAGGGGGAACAAACGGGCGCACGCUCCGAAAGGGGAUGUAGCGAGGGGGAGAAAUGUAUGCAAUAAGAAGAGUAGAAAAAAUAGCGACAAGGAAAAUGGCCCCACUGGAGACAACCCCGGUUGCCGCACCUACAACCGCAACGACAUCCACGCCUAUAAUCGCUACCACCACCUGAGGGGUCACCGCCAGCACAACGAGCACACACACGAUGCAGGCUUCACCCCUGGGGAGUUCGGACGCAGCUGCGACGACCAGAAUAUGAUGGCCCACGCGGAAAGCAAAAACUACAAGGGGGUGGCACCUGACGAAAAUCAAGACACCACCAUGUCCACGUACGAUGAUAACACGAUGGAAGAAGGAGACAACACACAGCACUGCGACAUGCAUGACGUAUGGAUUACACUUUGCCAAUAUCUCAAUUGCAUGCAAAAAAAGGAUUACAUAAAUGAGGAAAACGCACACUCCGAAUUGACGGUGCCCCCAAAUGAGAUUUUCACAACUUCUAACUUUUUCUGUCGUAAGAAUAACUUUUUUUGCAGUGCACAUGAGGAGGAUCAUUCGACUGUUCAUUCGGCGGACGCCACCAAAGCGGGGGGUAUCUUCUGUUGGAGGGCCCCCCAUCAGCGUGGUGAGGGUGAGGGUGAGGGUGAAUGUGCGGAUGAGCGAUGUGGCCCUACGCAGGGAGGGGAAGACGCUCUUCAAGGGGGCGAUGCUAACCAGAGGAGCGCAAAUACGAACAUGUCGAUCAUUCACAACGUUGGCAGCCGCAACAGUGAGAAUGACCCCUUGGGGGGGGAAUUCCCAGACGGAGGAGACCACCCCCCCCGCCUGCACAACGCCAAUGAGGAGGAUGAACAAGGAGAAAAACAAAAAAUAAAUAUACGAAUCAUGAGCGAUGGUAAAGAAGAGUCACAUUAUGGGAGUGCAAACAACCUGAAUGCUUCGUCAUCCUUCUUUUCCAAACACACAAGUGAAAAAAAUAAUUUGGGGGACCCUGCUGAGGGGAUCAAUCCUCUCGUCAGUUUAGACCCCCUCAACAGUGGAGGCAAAAUUGACAGAAAUGUCAUCUUCAUACAAGUGCGAAAUUUCUCGCAAAAAAUUGACGAGUAUAUUUCGGACGAGAAAAUUUUCAGAGCGCAAAAGUUAAUCCUGCACGUGAAGAAAUACGUAGAAUUUUAUAUUAGCUAUUUCAAAAAAAUGAACGAUGAAGAAGCGGUUCAAAUGUUAACAAAUUAUUAUGAGGAGAACUGUACGGAUAAGAAUAGCAGUUAUAAUGUGAACAAUUUAAAAGUCCACAUAAUUUUUUAUUUUUUAAAUUUUUUCCGCUUGCACGAGAUGUCAAAUAUGCUGCAGGAUUAUUCAUACUACUUUUCGGUAGACAAGAACAACAGCGUAUCCUCUGACACGAUGAGCAACAGCUUGGACAACAACACUUCGCGCACCCUGGGCGAGGACGCGAAUUUGCACAGGAAAUCCUCUGCGCUUCACUCCGCUGGCCACUCCGCCGGCCACUCCGUCGGCCACUCCGCCGUCAACUUCGACGAGGGGCUCCCCUGCGGCUCGUCCGCCAUGGGGCUCAGCCUGGACGGCGAAGUAAGAAGUGAGCAUAAUAGCGAAGUGAAAAGUGCACAAAUCGGCGAGGGUCCAAAUGAGGAUCAACAGGCGGAACAACAGGCGGACCAACAGGCGGACCGCCGUGCUGCCCCACGUGCCGCCCCACCUGCCGACCGAGGCGAAGAGCCAGCAGACCCAAACGAGCGCCCCGCGGGCGACCACCCCAGCGGCAGCAACCCGGCCGACGAAGAGGAACAAGCAAAACGAGAGAGUCAAGUCAUUGUGGACAAAAUGUAUCAUCACCAGUGCAACGGCUCCAGCAUCUUCAGCAGCAACAAAGUCUCCGUCACGAAGAAAAAUUCAAAAGAAGAAACUAACAUGAAUACAAAAGGAAGUAAUCGCCAUAUGGUGAAAAUUAUUCAAAAAUAUUCAAGACGAUUUAAAAACUUUAGAAAAAUGAAACAAAACAAAGAAGGAUGGGUUAAAGAAAAUGAUAAAUAUUUGGAUUUGUGGCACCGAGUUGAUAGCGAAAAUAAUGUUUCUGUGCAUAUACGGGCGAAGCUUCCCUACGAGGUCAGCAAGAUUUUGUCCAUUAUCAGCGAAACGGAGCUAAGCACUCACUGGGUGCCCUUCCUGACAUCCUCCGAGAAAAUCAAAAGCCUGUCGAAAUCCAGCGCCCUCAUUGCGCAGCUCUACGAGUACCCCAUCAUAGGGAAGAAGGAGUCCCUCAUGUACUGCCUGGGCGCCAACUCGCUGGAAGAGCUGGGCUGCAUAAUCCUCUGCUGCAAGUGCCCCCCGGAGCAGAAGAAAGACAUCCAGUUCUACCAAAACAUGUGCGAGCAAAUGAACAUAAACAAGAAUGAGGAAAUACUAAAGGUAAAGGAAACCCCAUUGAAAUUCAGAAAGGUAAAAACAGAAGUCACCUUUUUUGACUGCCAGCUGCCAGAACCCACACCCAAAAUAGACAGACAAAGGGCAGCCAAUCUGUGCUUCUUAAUAUACCCACUGAAUAAUGGAAACGCCACCGUCCUCGAGCUAUUCGUUCAUUUCGAAAAUGAGUUUAAGUACACGCCCAUCAAAAUGGUCACUUAUUUUAUUAAAAAAAUUGUAAAAAAUAUGUACGAGAAUAUCAUCAAGGCGUGCAAAAAUUACGACGCCAUUUAUUCCGACCGGCUAACCACCAACCAGGAAUUUUACCUCUGGCUCGAUGACCAAAUUAAGAAGUACACCAAGAGCAAGCACCAGGCCAAGUUCAUUGAUUCGAUAAGUCUCGAGAGCUACCACGAGCCGGAGAACAGCGACCCGCUCUAG
Messenger RNA from Plasmodium vivax (malaria parasite P. vivax), 2940 nucleotides. RefSeq lists its product as hypothetical. The record is from RefSeq and is a predicted model, not a curated record. The transcript has 2 exons. Bases 1 to 2940 code for a protein of 979 amino acids. NCBI's taxonomy places the organism in Eukaryota, Apicomplexa, Aconoidasida, Haemosporida, Plasmodiidae.